CCUUGGCUGCGAGAAGACGUGUGUUUAGUUCGUACCGCGACGAUCUCUUUAUCGCGGCUACGCGAGAGACUCCUUUUUCUCUUUCUCUCCCUCUCUCGCUUGUGUGUGCGCGCGCGCGUGUUUCGUGUUGUGUGUGCGUGCUUGAUCUGUACGAGAAGUGGCAGUGUUUCUGGCUUGCACGUAGGACCCGGACAGUGAGGAAUCAUUCGUCAUUUGCAAACUGCCGAAUAAAUUCGGCUUCAUAGCCGGAUUCGCUGUGGUCAUCGAGAACUUGACUGAAUCUUUCAGUGUUCUCUCAUUUCUUUCUCUGUUUCGCGCUACUGUGUUUCUUACGGACAAGCACCGCCCCCUUUCCACCUCCGUCCCUCUGAUCGUAACGUUAUGAGGCCAGCUGAGCGUAACUGACGGAGAAGAGGGAGAACGGCUUGCGUGCGUGUGUCAAACAUAACCUAACAUUGUACCGUGAUGUAGUAAGAGUAAACCGAAAAAACGUGGUACAUUUAAUUUCAACACUCCUGCAUUUGUGACAUUCACGCAUUCGAGUGUUCUUCUCGUCUAGAAAUCAUAUUCAGUAUUAAAGAAUUCGAGGGAAUCUCGAAAGUAUUUGCAUUCUUCAGAAUAGAAACGGCCGACACGUAACGCCCUGUUUACCACCAACUUUGCUAAAGAAACAUACACGAAGAUAUCGAUUCUGCUCCUUUUCUGAAGGUUACUCAUCGCAUGUUAUCGUUUUUGCUGUAGUCGCGAUAAAAGGACGCGACCAGCCGCUGCGUGGUGUCACGAGUUCCCCUUUACCCCUCGUGUCCGGCAAGCUUGAGCCCUUCCUGUCGUUCUUCAAGAGCGCGCGACGUUCGAAACUAAAGUACGCCAUUUAAAGGAGAACGCAACUGAUCGUUUUUUUCCACGAGUCGUUGAUUUUUCUAUCGUGAUCAACGUUUAACUUGAUCGUGACAACAAAAAUUGCGCGAUGGAAUUGAGAGCAAUAUCAAAAUUUAUUGACUUCUAAGAAAACGACAAGCUUUCUUUUGAUAGUGUAUCCAUUUGUCAACCAAUCGUUCCAAUAACAGUGAUUUUGCAAAGAUUUAAUCCGAUUUAAUCCGACAAAAACGUCAUUUCAAUUCAAACGAAUGCUCUCAUCGAUAUCGUAGUGAAACGAGAAAAAGAGGAAAAACAACUUCGACGAGUUGUGUCAGUGUCACGUGUGUGUCUUGCCAAGACAAUAACGAGAUUUAGAAAAAGAAGUGUUUCUUUAGAAAGGUGAAAGAGUGAGCGGGAAAAAUAGAAACGGGCGAAAGGAUCGACGAACAGAGGCGUGUCCCUGGUUCCCUGAAGCAGCAGGGGCCUUGGCGGUGGCGGUGGCGGUGAAUCGGGAAAGGGUUGAGGAGGGUGGCCCGUAGGGAGAGAGGAGAGUUUUGAUGGCAGUAGUUGGGCCCAGCCGACACUCGCGAGUGUCCAUGAGCGUGUCUAUGUCGCUAAUGCAGGGGGGUGGGGCGGGGGCGACAGGCGGUGGCGGGACAACGGGGGCCCACCCGGGACAAGCGGUCCUCGCGGCGGCGGCCCAGGCACCCCCCACCUACUACCACCCUACCGCUCCUGCGCCCCCGCCACCGCCGCCAGCCCAGGAUCUCGUUCAGCCCGACAGACCCAUCGGAUAUGGUGCCUUCGGCGUCGUCUGGGCAGUGACAGAUCCGAGGGAUGGUAGAAGAGUGGCCUUGAAAAAACUGCCGAAUGUCUUUCAGAGCCUCGUGAGCAGCAAACGAGUCUUCAGGGAGUUGAAGAUGCUCUGCUUCUUCAAACACGAAAACGUUCUCUCGGCCCUGGACAUCCUUCAACCACCUCAUCUGGACUUCUUCCAAGAAAUAUACGUGAUCACGGAGCUGCUUCAGAGCGAUUUGCACAAGAUCAUCGUCAGCCCUCAGCAUCUAAGUCCAGACCACAUUAAGGUCUUCCUGUAUCAGAUCCUCAGAGGCCUCAAGUACCUUCACUCGGCCAGAAUCUUGCACAGGGACAUUAAGCCAGGGAACUUACUCGUGAACAGCAAUUGCGUGCUGAAGAUCUGCGACUUCGGUUUGGCCCGAGUGGAAGAACCGGAUCAGAACAAGCACAUGACCCAGGAAGUGGUGACGCAGUAUUAUCGCGCGCCGGAGAUCCUGAUGGGGGCGCGGCACUACACGGCCGCUGUCGACGUUUGGAGCGUCGGUUGCAUUUUCGGGGAACUCCUUCGCAGGAGGAUCCUUUUCCAGGCGCAGAGCCCUGUGCAACAGCUGGAACUGAUCACAGAAUUGCUGGGCACGCCAACCCUCGAGGACAUGAGGUUCGCGUGCGAGGGUGCGAGAUCCCACAUGCUGAGGCGCGCGCCGAAGCCACCCUCGUUGACGGCUCUCUACACCCUUAGCAGCCAGGCGACGCACGAGGCCGUCCAUUUGCUCUGCCAGAUGCUAGUCUUCGAUCCUGACAAGAGGAUCACGGUGGUGGAUGCACUGGCGCAUCCCUAUCUGGACGAAGGGAGACUGAGAUAUCACUCGUGCAUGUGCACGUGUUGUUACACGACCAGCGGCGGUUUGAGACAGUACACGGGUGAUUUCGAGCCGGCCACGUCGCAUCCGUUCGACGAUCUUUGGGAACGGAAGCUCACCACUGUGCAGCAGGUGAAAGAGGAAAUGCACAAAUUUAUAGCGGAACAGCUGAACACGUCGCGCGUGCCGCUCUGCAUAAAUCCGCAGUCCGCGGCGUUCAAGAGCUUCGCAAGAUUUGUCGAAGAAUUACCUGUAUGGAGUUUCGAUCAAUCGAUCCCACAUCCCGUGCACACAUCAUUAAUUGUACUUUCUCUUUCUCUUCCUAGCAACUUCCUCGAACCUUUCAUCGAUCACAGUGGAAAUCGUUCGAGAGCUCGGUGCAGAGAUCAUAAGGAGAUCGUCGAUCGUAUCCUCGAUUCUGUAUCUAUUGAAAGUGUCCGCCGUGUGAUAAAGGCGGGCUACCUGUAAUAUAUUAUUAUUAUUAUUAUCUCGCAACGAUAGGAGGCAAGAGUUGAUAUUUGUAGGUUAAAACAGAAAAAAGAAAAAAAAAUAGGGGAACGAAGUAGAAAAGGCUGAUCUCCGCCGUGUAAUUUUUGUAUUUUCGGGUAAGCGAGGCCGGCCGAGGAUUUAAUAAUAUAUGGUAAUUGUAAAACAGUACAACUUGCAUCGCGUUUAUUAAUACGAUUAGUAAUAGCGAUUACGAAUAACACUUGUAACAUAAGAGGAAAGCGGAUGGAGAAAUAUGGUUCGUCGGCGAUUUCCUGAUGAACUCUCUGAUUCUCAAAAAGAGAGAUUUAAGAGAGAUAUUUUUGAAAAAAACUUUUCUCGGAAGAUAUUUUGCACGAAAUUUCGAAUACGGGUGGAAGAGAAGAAAUUUUUCACGAUAAGAAUUCUCUGAUUAAAUAGAGAAGGAAUAAAAUUUUAAGGAAUCGACACGAGUCGUUUCUUCGAUCGAGAAUUUCCACGUGAAUCGUUGAUGAUAAAAGUUCGAGGUUGCUUUCUUCGAAAAUAUAUUCUUAGAAAACACGUGAUAAGACUCAAGACCAUCACGAUGGCGAUGUACUCAGAUGUAAAUAGAAACUGUAAGUAAUUUAAACAAAAAAAAAAAAAGAACACAACCAUUAAGUAACAUUACGUGUCUACGAUGCCUAUAUCUGUUUAAUCUACGUAACGAGAUGGAAGCAAUUAAUUAUUGCUGAUCACUAUUAAACUAAUAACUAAACAGCAGUUUAUUCUAUCUGUGUGUGUCGGUUUCGAUUGGACAUAGAUUUUGUAUCACCCUUUUCUCCGUGUAUGAUGUGUAGCCAGAAGGUCGAUUUCGAAGAGAACGGAAUAAUUUUUUCUUUUAAUAUAGCUAAAUUAUAUAAAUUAUAUAAUAAAUAGACUUAUGAAUAUAUGAAUGAAAUAAAAAUUUUAUGUUAUCUAUGAUUAUAACUUACUCACGUUAAUAAAAUAAAUUAUUUUUAUUCAUAUAUCCUUAAAAUGAAAAUAAAAUUUUACGAUACAUAAAAUUUUUUGAAAUUUUCGUAACCGUCGUAAGAUGAUCGAUACUGGACUAUUGGCUGUCGAAACGUGAAAAAUCUAAGAAAUCUAAGAAAUCGACCUUUUAAAUUGUAGAUUCAAUCGUGUCUUUCACAAUUAAGUAGUGUUUGUAAAUCGAUUUGCGAUAGACGAAGUCGCGUUUAUUCGAAACUAGCUCGUAAUUUAAAACGUAAAUUAAAACUGUAAGGAGCCGACCAUAACGGUAUAAUGUCGAUACUGUCACAUCGAUCCUUUACAAGGAUCGAAAAGAGGAAUUCGCGCAGGCUAUUCGAUGUACGCUUUCGAUCUUGAUCGCAGUCGAUAUAUUUCGAUUUAUCGUGCACAUGUCGUAGAUAUGUCUACGCACUGGGUGCUUGGAGACCAGUUUUGAAAAAUUUCAGACACAAAAUUGCAAAAUUCAAAGGAGCAUUUUUUGAAAAAAGGCAUUUAAAACAAUUCUCUUGAUCAAAAUAUCAAAAUAGCCAACCAGAAUGAAACUUUUUAUUCGUUUAAAGUAAAUUCUUACAUUUUUAUUGAGUGUAAAAAAUUUAAUAACGAUUAUUUUUUGGAAUAUACGAGCAAAUUUUGUCUUAAUACAUCGAUUAAUUGAUUAAAAUUUAACGAA
This is a messenger RNA of Apis laboriosa (Himalayan honeybee), 4662 nucleotides long. RefSeq names its product serine/threonine-protein kinase NLK2 (gene nmo). Gene Ontology annotation, cellular component: cytoplasm; nucleus. Gene Ontology annotation, molecular function: MAP kinase activity; ATP binding. Gene Ontology annotation, biological process: intracellular signal transduction; protein phosphorylation. The record is from RefSeq and is a predicted model, not a curated record. NCBI's taxonomy places the organism in Eukaryota, Metazoa, Arthropoda, Insecta, Hymenoptera, Apidae.